GGUGUCGCCUAGCAGCCGCUGCCGCUCUUGCUUGCACAGGACCAGUUGGCUGGAUCCAGAGUCCGGGUGAAACCGUGCUGGGGAGUGGUCGGGCGUGGCGGCGGGACCGAGCUUGGUCCCUGCGGCCCAUGAAGGGACGCUGCUGGUUGCCCGGCUUCGUUAGAAGGUAAAGCGCAGUGAAAGAUUUCACGAUGCCACCUAAUAUAAACUGGAAAGAAAUAAUAAAAGUUGACCCAGAUGACCUGCCUCGUCAAGAAGAAUUGGCGGAUAAUUUAUUGGUUUCCUUAUCCAAGGUGGAAGUAAGUGAGCUAAAACAUGAAAGUCAAGAAAAUGUGAUACAUCUAUUCAGAAUUACUCAAUCACUAAUGAAGAUGAAAGCUCAAGAAGUAGAGCUAGCUUUGGAGGAAGUUGAAAAAGCUGGAGAAGAACAAGCAAAAUUUGAAAAUCAAUUAAAAACUAAAGUCAUGAAACUGGAAAAUGAACUGGAGAUGGCGCAGCAGUCUGUAGGUGGUCGUGACACUCGGUUUUUACGUGAUGAAAUUCGCCAACUUGAAAAGCACUUGAAACAAAAAGAUAGAAAAUUGGAGGACAUGGAAAAGGAGUUGGAGAAAGAGAAGAAAGUUAAUGAACAAUUGGCUCUGCGAAAUGAGGAGGCAGAAAAUGAAAACAGCAAAUUAAGAAGAGAGAAUGAGCAACUUCGUCAGGAUAUUAUUGACUAUCAGAAACAAAUAGAUUCACAAAAAGAAAUACUUUUAUCAAGAAGAGGAGAAGAUAGUGACUACCAAUCACAGUUGUCUAAAAAAAAUUAUGAACUUGUCCAAUAUCUGGAUGAAAUUCAGACUUUAACAGAAGCUAAUGAAAAAAUUGAAGUUCAGAAUCAAGAAAUGAGAAAAAAUCUAGAAGAGUCUGUACAGGAGAUGGAAAAGAUGACUGAUGAGUAUAGCAGGAUGAAAGCUAUUGUACAUCAGACAGAUAAUAUAAUGGACCAAUUAAAAAAGGAAAAUGAUCAUUAUCGGCUUCAAGUACAGGAGCUUACAGAUCUUCUGAAAGCAAAAAAUGAAGAAGAUGAUCCAGUCAUGGCUGCUGUCAAUGCAAAAGUAGAAGAAUGGAAGUUAAUUUUGUCUUCUAAAGAUGAUGAAAUUAUUGAAUAUCAGCAAAUGUUACAUAACCUGAGGGAGAAAUUGAAAAAUGCCCAGCUUGAUGCUGAUAAAAGUAGUGUGAUGGCUCUACAGCAGGGUAUACAAGAACGAGAUACUCAAAUUAAGUUGCUCACUGAGCAAGUGGAACAAUAUACAAAAGAAAUGGAAAAAAAUACUUUCAUUAUUGAAGAUUUAAAAAAUGAACUUCAAAGAAACAAAGGUGCUUCAACUCUUUCCCAGCAGACUCAUUAUAUGAAAAUUCAAUCGAAGGUUCAAAUGUUAGAAGAGAAAACCAAAGAGGCUGAGAGAAUAGCUGAACUGGCUGAGGCUGAUGCCAGGGAAAAGGAUAAAGAAUUAGUUGAGACUCUAAAGCGAUUAAGAGAUUAUGAAUCGGGAGUAUAUGGUUUAGAAGAUGCUGUUAUUGAAAUAAAGAAUUGUAAAAACCAGAUUAAAAUAAGAGAUCGAGAGAUUGAAGUAUUGACAAAGGAAAUUAAUAAACUUGAGUUGAAGAUUAAUGAUUUCCUCGAUGAAAAUGAGGCACUUAGGGAGCGUGUGGGCCUUGAACCAAAGACAAUGAUUGAUUUAACUGAAUUUAGAAACAGCAAAAGCCUAAAACAACAGCAGUACAGAGCUGAAAACCAGAUUCUUUUGAAAGAGAUCGAAAGUCUAGAGGAAGAACGACUCGAUCUGAAAAAAAAAAUUCGCCAAAUGGCUCAAGAAAGAGGAAAAAGAGCUGCAACUUCAGGAUUAACCAUUGAGGACCUAAGCCUAACUGAAAACUUUUCUCAAGAAAAUAGAGUAGGAGAAAGGAAAUUCGAUUUUGCAAGCCUCAAAAAUAUGAGUGAAACACAAUCAAAGAAUGAAUUUCUUUCAAGAGAACUAAUUGAAAAGGAAAGAGAUUUAGAAAGAGGUAGAACAGCAAUAACCAAAUUUCAGAAUAAAUUAAAAGAAUUAGUUGAAGAAAAUAAGCAACUAGAACAAGGUAUGAAAGAAAUACUGCAAGCUAUUAAGGAAAUGCAGAAAGACCCUGAUGUCAAAGGAGGAGAAACGUCUCUAAUUAUCCCUAGUCUUGAAAGACUAGUUAACGCUAUAGAAUCAAAGAAUGCAGAAGGAAUCUUUGAUGCGAAUCUGCAUUUGAAAGCCCAAGUUGAUCAACUUACUGGAAGAAAUGAAGAAUUAAGACAGGAGCUCAAGGAAUCUCGGAAGGAGGCUAUAAAUUAUUCUCAGCAGUUGGCAAAAGCAAAUUUAAAGAUAGAUCAUCUUGAAAAAGAGACCACUCUUUUACGGCAAUCAGAAGGAUCAAAUGUUAUUUUUAAAGGCGUUGACUUACCUGAUGGGAUAGCACCGUCUAGUGCCAAUAUUAUUAAUUCUCAGAAUGAAUAUUUAAUACGUAUCUUACAGGAACUAGAAUAUAAAGAAAAUAAAUUUAAAAAUUUAGAAGAUUCUCUUGAGGACUAUAACAGAAAAUUUGCAGUAAUUCGUCAUCAACAAAGCUUAUUAUAUAAAGAAUAUCUAAGUGAAAAGGAGACCUGGAAAACAGAAUCUGAAACAGUGAAAGAGGAAAAGAAAAAACUCGAGGAUCAAAUCCAACAAGAUGCUAUAAAAGUAAAAGAAUAUAAUAAUUUGCUCAGUGCUCUUCAAAUGGAUCCAGAUGAAAUGAAAAAAACACUUUCGGAAUAUAGUAGAAAAAUCACAGUCUUGCAAGUGAAUGAAAAGUCCCUCAUAAGACAAUAUACUACCUUAUUAGAAGUGGAGCGACAGCUUAGGAAAGAAAAUGGGAAACAGAAGAAUGAAUUGAUAUCAAUGGAAGCUGAAGUUGGUGAAAAAAUUGGACGUUUGCAACGAUUUAAGGAAAUGGCCAUUUUCAAGAUUGCAGCACUGCAAAAAGUUAUAGAUAAUAGUGUUUCUUUGUCUGAACUAGAAUUGGCCAAUAAACAGUACAAUGAACUGACUGCAAAGUACAGGGACAUCUUGCAAAAAGAUAAUAUGCUUGUUCAAAGAACAAGUAACUUGGAACACUUAGAGUGUGAAAAUGCAUCCCUGAAAGAGCAAGUGGAGUCUAUAAAUAAAGAACUGGAGAUUACCAAGGAAAAACUUCACACUGUUGAACAAGCCUGGGAACAAGAAACUAAAUUAGGAAAUGAAUCGAACAUGGAUAAGGCAAAGAAAUCAAUAACCAACAGUGAAAUUGUUUCUAUUUCAAAAAAAAUCACUAUGCUGGAGAUGAAAGAAUUAAAUGAAAGGCAACGGGCUGAACAUUCUCAGAAAAUGUACGAACAUGUAAGGACUUCAUUAAAGCAAAUGGAAGAACGUAAUUUUGAAUUGGAAGCCAAGUUUGCUGAGCUUACCAAAAUCAAUUUGGAAGCACAGAAGGUGGAACAGAUGUUAAGAGAUGAACUAGCUGAGAGUGUGAGCAAGACAGUGAGUGAUGCUGAUAGGCAGCGGAUUCUAGAAUUGGAGAAGACUGAAAUGGAACUAAGAGUUGAAGUGUCAAAACUGAAAGAGAUUUCUGAUAUUGCCAAAAGACAAGUUGAAAUUUUGAAUGCACAACAACAGUCCAGGGAAAAAGAAUUAGAAUCUGUCAGAAUGCAACUGUUAGACUAUCAGGCACAGUCUGAUGAAAGGGCACUAAUUGCCAAGUUGCAUCAACACGUCGUCUCUCUUCAAAUCAGUGAGGCUACUGCUCUUGGUAAGUUGGAGUCAGUUACAUCUAAACUGCAGAAGAUGGAGGCCUGUAAUUUGCGCUUAGAGCAGAAACUUGAUGAAAAGGAACAGGCUCUCUAUUAUGCCCGUCUGGAGGGGAGAAACAGAGCAAAACAUCUGCGCCAAACAAUUCAGUCUCUCCGACGACAGUUUAGUGGAGCUUUACCCUUGGCACAACAGGAAAAGUUCUCCAAAACGAUGAUUCAAUUACAAAACGACAAACUUAAGAUAAUGCAAGAAAUGAAAAAUUCUCAACAAGAGCAUAGAAAUAUGGAAAACAAAACAAUGGAAAUGGAGUUAAAGUUAAAAGGGCUUGAAGAGUUAAUAAGCACUUUAAAGGAUGCCAGGGGAGCCCAAAAGGUAAUCAAUUGGCAUAUGAAAAUAGAAGAACUACGUCUUCAAGAGCUUAAACUAAAUAGAGAAUUAGUCAAGGAUAAAGAAGAAAUAAAAUAUUUGAAUAAUAUAAUUUCUGAAUAUGAGCAUACAAUCAGCAGUCUGGAGGAAGAAAUUGUGCAGCAAAACAAGUUUCAUGAAGAAAGGCAGAUGGCCUGGGACCAAAGAGAAGUUGAGCUGGAACGCCAACUAGACAUUUUUGACCAUCAGCAAAAUGAAAUACUAAAAGCAGCACAAAAGUUUGAAGAGGCGACAGGAUCAUUGCCAGACCCCAGUUUGCCCCUUCCCAAUCAACUUGAGAUUGCUCUAAGAAAGAUUAAGGAGAAUGUUCGAAUAAUCCUCGAAACACAGGCAACUUGUAAAUCACUAGAAGAGAAGCUAAAAGAAAAAGAAUCUGCUUUACGGUUAGCAGAGCAAAAUAUUCUGUCAAGAGACAAAGUCAUCACUGAACUAAGGCUUCGAUUGCCUGCCACUGCAGAACGUGAAAAGCUUAUAGCUGAACUGGGCAGAAAAGAGGUGGAACCAAAAUCACAUCACACACUGAAAAUUGCUCAGCAGACCAUUGCAAAUAUGCAGGCAAGGUUAAAUCAAAAAGAAGAAGUGUUAAAGAAGUACCAACAUCUUCUGGAAAAAGCAAGAGAGGAACAAAGAGAAAUUGUAAAGAAACAUGAGGAAGACCUUCAUAUUCUUCAUCAUAAAUUAGAACUACAGGCUGAUAGUUCACUCAAUAAAUUCAAACAAACAGCUUGGGAUUUAAUAAAACAGCCCCCUACUCCAGUUCCUACCAAUAAGCAUUUUGUUCGUCUGGCUGAGAUGGAACAGACAGUAGCAGAACAAGAUGAUUCUCUCUCCUCACUUUUGGCCAGACUAAGAAAAGUGUCUCAAGAUUUGGAGAGACAAAAAGAAAUCACUGAAUUAAAAAUCAAAGAAUUUGAAAAUACCAAAUUACGGCUCCAAGAAAACCAUGCAGAAGAAGUGAAAAAAGUGAAAGCAGAAGUAGAGGAUUUAAGAUGUCUUCUGGCCCAGUCACAAAAGGAGUCACAGAGUUUAAAAUCUGAACUUCAGGCUCAAAAAGAAGCAAAUUCAAGAGCUCCAACAACUACAAUGAGAAAUCUAGUAGAACGGCUAAAGAGCCAGUUAGCCUUGAAAGAGAAACAACAAAAAGCACUUAGUCGAGCACUUUUGGAACUUCGGACAGAAAUGACAGCAGCAGCUGAAGAACGUAUUAUUUCUGCAACUUCUCAGAAAGAGGCAGAUCUCAAUGUUCAACAAAUUGUUGAUCGACAUACCAAAGAGUUAAAGUCACAAAUUGAAGACUUAAGUGAAAAUCUUUUAAAAUUGAAAGAAGCACUUAAAACAAGUAAAAACAGAGAAAACUCACUAACUGAAAAUUUGAAUGACUUAACCAGUGAACUGCAAAAAAAACAAAAAGCCUAUAAUAAAAUUCUUAGAGAGAAAGAUGGAAUUGAUCAAGAGAAUGAUGAACUGAAAAGGCAAAUUAAAAGACUAACCAGUGGAUUACAGGGAAAAUCUCUGUUAGAUAAUAAACAAAGUUUAAUUGAAGAACUCCAAAAGAAAAUUAAAAAGCUAGAAAGCCAACUGGAAAGAAAGAUGGAUGAGGCAGAAAUAAAGCCUACGAAAGAAAAGAGUACUAAAGAAGAAGUAAUUAGGUGGGAAGAAGGUAAAAAAUGGCAAACCAAAAUAGAAGGAAUUAGAAACAAGUUAAAAGAGAAAGAGGGGGAAGUGUAUAUUCUAACAAAGCAGUUGAAUACUUUGAAGGAUCUUUUUGCCAAGGCUGACAAAGAGAAACUUACCUUGCAGAGGAAACUAAAAACAACUGGCAUUACUGUUGAUCAGGUUAUGGGAGUGCGAGCUCUGGAAUCAGAAAAAGAGUUGGAAGAAUUGAAAAAGAGAAAUAUUGACUUAGAAAAUGACAUAUCAUAUAUGAGGACCCGCCAAGCUCUUCCUCGAGAUUCUGUCAUAGAAGAUUUACAUUUACAAAAUAGAUACCUACAAGAAAAACUUCAUGUUUUAGAAAAACAGUUGUCAAAGGAUGCAUAUUCUAGACCUUCAACUACAGGAAGAGAGUCAGACGAACACUAUCAAAGAGAACAGGAGCUUCAGAGGGAGAACUUGAAGUUGUCAUCUGAAAAUAUUGAACUAAAGUUUCAGCUUGAACAAGCAAAUAAAGAUUUGCCAAGAUUAAAGAAUCAAGUAAGAGAUCUGAAGGAAAUGUGUGAAUUUCUUAAAAAAGAAAAAGCAGAAGUUGAGAGGAAACUUGGCCAUGUUAGAGGGUCUGGUAGAAGUGGAAAGACAAUUCCAGAACUAGAAAAAACCAUUGGUUUAAUGAAAAAAGUAGUUGAAAAAGUCCAAAGAGAAAACGAACAGUUGAAAAAAGCAUCAGGAAUACUGACCAGUGAAAAAAUGGCUAAUAUUGAGCUGGAAAAUGAAAAAUUGAAGGCUGAAUUAGAAAAACUUAAAGUUCAUCUUGGACGUCAGUUGAGCAUGCGCUAUGAGUCCAAAACCAAAGGCACAGAGAAAAUUGUUGCUGAAAAUGAAAGGCUUCGUAAAGAACUUAAAAAAGAGACUGAAGCUGCAGAGAAAUUGCGGAUAGCUAAGAAUAAUUUAGAGAUACUAAAUGAGAAGAUGACAGUUCAACUAGAAGAGACUGGUAAGAGAUUACAGUUGGCAGAAAGUAGAGGUCCGCAGCUGGAAGGUGCUGACAGCAAGAGCUGGAAGUCAAUCGUUGUUACAAGAAUGUAUGAAACCAAGUUGAAAGAAUUGGAAACUGAUAUUGCCAAAAAAACGCAAAGCCUUACUGAUCUUAAACAGCUUGUAAAACAAGCGACAGAGAGGGAACAAAAAGCUAAGAAAUACACUGAAGACCUCGAACAACAAAUUGAGAUUCUCAAACAUGUUCCUGAAGGUGCCGAGACAGAGCAAAGCCUUCAACGGGCGCUUCAAGUUCUAAGAUUGGCUAAUAGACAGCUGGAAAAAGAAAAGGCAGAAUUAAUCCAUCAAUUAGAAGUUAACAAAGACCAAAGAGAAGCUGAAAGCACCAUAUCUGAUCCUGAUCAAGUAACGGAAAAGGUAAAAGAUUUAGAGACACAGCUCAAAACCUCAGAUAUAGAAAAGCAGUAUUUGAAGGAGGAAAUAAAAAAGUUGAAGAAAGAACUGGAAAACUUUGAUCCUUCAUUUUUUGAAGAAAUUGAAGAUCUGAAGUAUAAUUACAAAGAAGAAGUGAAAAAGAAUAUUCUCUUGGAAGAGAAAUUAAAAAAACUUUCUGAACAAUUUGGAGUUGAAUUAACCAGUCCUGUUGCUGCUUCAGAACAGUCUGAAGAUGAAGAAGAAAGUCCUGCUAAUCUCCCCAUUUAUUAAGGGCCACCUGUAACUGUAGUUUUACUUAACUGUUUAUUAACUUCGUAAGUUAAGAUUCCAUCAGGAAAUCAAGUCUCUGACCUUCAUGAUUUCCGUUUCCAUAUCCUGUACCUUGGAAGUUUUAGUAAAAUUUACUAGAUAACCAAUUUAAAAUUAAAUUGGAAAUUUACUAAAAUUUAGUAAAUUUUAAAUUUUGUAAUUUAAAGUAUGAAAUUUUAAACAUUAAAAAAGCAUAUUUUUGAAGAUUUUUAGAUUCAGUUAGGACUAUCAAAUGAGUUAUGAACUGUACAUUCAUAAUUAAGUUUUUUAAAGAGCAUGGGGGUGAACUUUAAUAAAUUUAAUAUUUAAAACUGGGCUUUUACAUUUAUUACAUAUUUAUAUGUGUUAAGACUAUUUUACAUAUAUGUACUUGUAUAUAUAUAAACAUGAGGUUACAGCCACAGGUUAAGUGUCUAGUAAGAUUAAAUUUACCUUUUUAAACUCUUUAAUUUUGAAAGUUGAUGAUAUAGAAUUGUUCAUUUAACUGCUGUUUGUAAAUUACUCCCCAAUUAUGGUAGACAAAAUCCAAUCUUUGUACAAGGUAGGGAGAUUAAUAUUACAUUUUUAAGUCUAGUGGUUGGAAUUCAUUUGCUGCUUCUAAAUAAAAUCUUGAAUAGACA
Suricata suricatta (meerkat) is the source of this 8272-nucleotide messenger RNA. It is a transcript of the gene CEP290, whose product is annotated as centrosomal protein 290. Gene Ontology annotation, biological process: camera-type eye development; kidney development. The transcript is spliced from 53 exons. Lineage: Eukaryota; Metazoa; Chordata; Mammalia; Carnivora; Herpestidae. The record is from RefSeq and is a predicted model, not a curated record. The coding region runs from base 192 to 7613 and encodes 2473 amino acids.